Messenger RNA from Dermacentor silvarum, 1075 nucleotides. RefSeq lists its product as uncharacterized. NCBI's taxonomy places the organism in Eukaryota, Metazoa, Arthropoda, Arachnida, Ixodida, Ixodidae. The record is from RefSeq and is a predicted model, not a curated record. Bases 68 to 1075 code for a protein of 335 amino acids. The transcript has a single exon.
UCAUUGGUAGGGGGAAGUAGGGAAAAUACAAAGUAAAGUGAAUUCAUGGCGAGGACGGAAUUUGUCAAUGUUCAGUCGUGCUGAAGUGUGCAACAUGUUUUUAGUUUCCCGUCUCAUGUAUGUGCUGCAAGUACUGCACUGCUCAAGACUUCGUAUUCAGGCACUGCAUCGCGUAUUUGCAACAUUUAUUUGGAGCUCGAGUUGCGAAUCCAUGCGGCGCGAUAAUCUGUUCGUCCCUCUUGAACGAGGUGGUUUAGGAUUAGUCCAUCUCUUCGUCAGGCAAAUUGUUUCUCGUCUGUUUUUCUUUCGAGACAGUGAUCAUCCCUUUUUGCGUGAAAUGUUACAGCUCCGAUUAGCUCAUUAUCUUCCUGAUAUAGUAGUGUCAUCAGAUGCCAAAGAUGUCACACAGGCUCCUUGGGGCUUUCUCAAGGAGGUUGUGGAUUCAUUCCUUUUCUUGAAAGUUAGAUUCAGCCUGGAGUACAUUUUCACUGCGAGUCGAAAAGAAAUUUCUGCUGCACUGGUGUAUUCGAUUUUCCCAGAUCCUUUGUAUCGUGCACCUUAUUUAAAUCAGCCUUAUCAGGAUGUACUUAGGCGGGUCGGUAAAUUGUGUAUACCUCCUGGAGCUAAAACAUUUUUCUUUAAACUGCAUACGGAAACACUUCCUGUUAAAACCUGGUUGAAGGCGAGGGGCUGCUUCGUGCCAUGGUCCACGAACUGUCGACUGUGUCCACGUGCUGAAACUAUAGAUCACUGUUUUAUAGACUGUACAGAUGCUAUAUUUUUCUGGGACAUUCUCCAACGGACGCUUAAAAAGGACAUUGACAUCACUCCAUACGCAAUUAGAUUCCUACCGUUUAAGAUUAGUGGCGGUCCUCCCUAUGACAUGUUCGUAGUACUGGGUUUGUAUAGCCUAUGGAGAGCUAGAAUGUGUGAUCGCCAUGCCGAAAGCCCGCGAUCUACAAGAUCAUUCUUUCAAGAAAGUGCAGCUUAUAUAAGAAGUGUGUACGCCGUGCAGGAACCUCCGCCUGACUGGAUGCACUUGUUGGACGCAUGUGUGUGCUUGCCCAAGUUUUAA